Molecule: messenger RNA, 213 nt
Organism: Protopolystoma xenopodis
Lineage: Eukaryota; Metazoa; Platyhelminthes; Monogenea; Polystomatidea; Polystomatidae
Source: the annotation of a GenBank genome assembly
AUGCACCAACAAUUGUCUGAAGAAGUUGGGGAGGAUGAUUUAGCCCUUGGCCGUUUGUAUCCUCGCCUUUCUGAGACGCGACGCGUGGCCCAUAAUGUAGCCCGCAAAACGGUCCUCAUGGCGGCUGAAGAGGGUCGCUGUCACGCCCAUAUUUCAAAAGAUAACGUAGAUGACCUUCUAAACCAGUUUUCCUAUUACCCUCCUCCAUUAUGA